UAUUCCAAAAAUGAUUUCCGGUGCACCAAUACAGAGAUGUGAAUAAGUUCAAGAUAGUGAUCCGCCUUUUCGUCCAGAUCACCAUUUAAUUCAUCCAGUGAAACCUGAAGUAUUUCCAGAUUAUUGAAAGCAGUCUGAGAAAUCCGAACUGUUUUACCUGUGUGAAAACUUUGAAACACUCAACCGAUGCAGAAGUAUGUAAAUUAAUUUCUGACCUCACCCGCUUCCAAAACGGAAGUAAUAUGGAUUCAUCUCCUGCCAGAUCAACGGGAAAGCCCCAACAACGGACUUUGACUGUUGACGCAUCCUUUGACAACUAUUUCAGAAGUUACUUUCUAUUUUUGGUUCAAUAGUAGGAACAGUCUCUGAUAGCAUUGAGUUAUAUUUAGUCAACUCUCCAGGUGUUACUAUUUCUCAGACGUGAGCCAGCUGAAGCUUGCAAACAUCAGCGGGAGAUCCAACUGCUCUGUUUGUCAGAACAAGGAGUAAACUAAUCCACAAUAUGUGUUGGAGUUUGCAUGUUAUCGUGGGUUUUGUGUUUGUGGCCGUCCCGUACUUUGUCUGUUUUGUGGCCCAGUGGUUCUGUGGGUGGCCAGACAAGCCUGGGUACAAAAAGUACAUAGAAGCUCUAAAUCCAAGGCGGAUAUACCGUUUGACCUUUGCAACGUUGGAUCUUCUUAAAUACUUUCAGUAUUGGAAACUGCAUUUUCAGAUUAAGUCCUGGUAUAGAAAUGAGGAGAACACUAAGCGCUACAAAAAGGGCAUUGUUUAUGGGCGUCGAGGCAACAAGCUCGAUUUGUAUUAUCCCCCCAAACAGAAUAAAGAUGAGUUUCCACCUCUGAUUGUGUUUAUCUAUGGCGGUGCAUGGAGCACUGGACACAGAUCCAUUUACUGUUUACUGGCAAAGCAGAUGGCUGAAGAACUGGAUGCAGCUGUUGUUUGUCCUGAUUACUGUACUUAUCCUAAGGGGAAUGUUCUAAUGAUGAUUCAAGAUAUUGCCGACUGUCUGAUAUGGGCGCAAGAUAAUGGACAGAAGUUCAGCUUUGACAAGGACAAAAUUGUUUUAGUUGGCCAUUCAGCAGGUGCUCAUUUGGGUGUAAUGACCACACUAUUUCUCCUUGAUACACGAGAGGCGCUGGAAAUAGAGUCGAAGAAACAGCAGCAGAUUUUACAGUCAAUUCGAGGAGUUAUUGGAAUGAGUGGUGUUUACAGCAUUAUGGACCAUUAUGAGCAUGAGAAGAAGCGAGGAAUUGAGUACGUCUCUUGUAUGUCAAGAGCCAUGGAUGGAGAGAAAAACUUUCCACACUACUCACCAGUGCACAUAGUACAGAACCUUAGUGACGACAAGCUGAGCAGAGCUCCACAAUUUGUUUUGCUUCACGGGAAUUGUGACAUCGUUGUUCCGGUUGAGUCUUCCACAAAGUUCUACAAGCUCCUCUCUUCGCUGUCCGGAAAGGUGUCGCUCCACCUGCUUCCUACCGUCAACCACACUGAGAUGGUCACUGACCUCAUGCUGUCAAGCAGGCGCUUCUACCAUCCGAUCUUCAGAUGCAUCAAACGCGAGUUCAGGAAACUCCUAGAUAGCUGUUAACAGCCUAUCAGGGUAGUGUCUGCAAACAUCCGCUGCCAGGGUCACGUAUAUUGCACAGCAUCUGCUCUAAUAUCACAAAAAAAAAAAAAAGUUUUGAUUUUAUAAUUGUAAUAAACUAAAAAAAAAAAUUAGCUGCCUUCUAUCCAAAAUCAGAACGCCUAAAGAAUAAAUGGUCUGUGGGUGCCUUCACAGCCCUGAGCAGUGUUUCUUUUUCACGCUGCAUUCACCACAGACAUCCAGCACGUCUCAGAGUUCAGUACAGAAAACGUCCUCCACCAUCUGAGCCACUGCUGCCUGUUAUGAAAUCAAGACUGAAAAAGAUUAGCUGAAUACAAAGUGAGGUCAAACUUCACAUAUCAACAGUUUUAGUUAAGAGACAUGAAUAUAAUACUAUGUUAAAAUAUUAGUGUUAUUAUUAUUAAUAAUAUUAUUACUACUGGAGUCAAAUUGCAGUUCUUGGGCUACUGGUUUUGAAGUGAAUGUAGAUGCACAAUUAUAUAUUUCAUAUUAUUUGUUGUGUUAAAUAUAAUUUAUUUUGUGUGAUAAAAUCGACUUGAAUGUUGUGAUGUUUAAUUUAAUACCAAUAGCAUAACAUUUAUGUUAUUGAUAUUAAAUGCACCUUAAAAAAUGUUGAAGAUAUUUGUUUUUUAUGGGUUGUUUUUUUUUCUGUGGUCCUUCAUAUUUAUGUGCAGUUAAGCUCAAAACUGUUGAUACCCCAUGUAGAAUUAGUUUUAAAGUAAAGUUUUAAUUUGACCAACAUGUUUCUUCUGACUUGAAGUAAUAUUAAUGUUUUAGAGCAGCCCAGCCAGAGUGCGUUCUUGAAUCUUGUGCUAGGGCAGCGUUUCUCAAUUCCAGUCCUCAGGCCCCUCUGCCCAGCAUGUUUUAGGUGUUUCCCUCCUGCCACACACCUGGAUUGAAUAUGUGGGUGA
This is a messenger RNA of Gambusia affinis (western mosquitofish), 2520 nucleotides long. RefSeq lists its product as uncharacterized. Bases 503 to 1591 code for a protein of 362 amino acids. Lineage: Eukaryota; Metazoa; Chordata; Actinopteri; Cyprinodontiformes; Poeciliidae. The record is from RefSeq and is a predicted model, not a curated record. The transcript is spliced from 9 exons.